Adineta ricciae is the source of this 1131-nucleotide messenger RNA. The record is from the annotation of a GenBank genome assembly. NCBI's taxonomy places the organism in Eukaryota, Metazoa, Rotifera, Eurotatoria, Adinetida, Adinetidae.
AUGGAGAAGACACCUAUUAUUCGUCGAAAACCACCUGUACUGCCGUCUAUUCGUUCAUCGGUGGAUUCGAUGCCUUUGUCAAUGACUCCACCUCCGAUGGCACCACCCAGGUCGAACAAUCCGGCACGGAAACGGCCGGUUCCAUGGUAUUCCGGAGAUUUCAUGGAAGCAGUAUUCCCGAUGAGCGGAUCCGGUGACCGGAUUUAUCGGGUUUGGACCGGAACCGACAGAAACAUGUCAAAACCGAAAUGGCGAGUUUCCUCAGUAAUUUUGUCGGAAAUUCAUGGAAUCCUGCUUCAGGAAUCAUCGUCCUGGGCAUCGUCUUCUCCAGUUUUAACACCACCACAGCCUGCAACAAUAAUAGUAACUGCUCCACCGUCUGCACCAACUGUUGUUCCACCAACUACUGCUUCGACAUCUUUUGCACUCGUUAACUCAGCAGUCUCACUUCCUGGUUUGCAACUUCCCACAAUUCAUUCACUACCGCCUUUAACAACUGCUGCAGCUUCAGCUCAAGAUUCAUCAUCAUCACCCGAUCGUUUGACGUCUCAAGUUGAUGAUGUGUCCAAGUUGAGCCAAGUAGUGCGACAGAUGACCAUCACCACUCAAAUGCUGAGGUCAGAUGAUGUUCGUGUUUGUUCGAUUAACAAAGAAAAUGAACCUGUGUGGCUCACUGGCCUGCGAAAAGACCAUCGUGACUUUCUGGCAACGGCUGAUUUUGAAUUAAAGGAGAUAAGCGACAGCAUUGAUAACAUGCAGGAUCAGUAUGCUCUAGCAGAAAAUAUGAUAAAGACGGCAGAUAUUGACACACAACGAUGGACUCAAAAACAAGAGCAGUUGAAUGAACAGCAGAAACUGAUCAAUUAUCAGAAAAACUUGGUUAACGAAAACAUUGUUUUAGCAAUGGAACACAAACAAGAAGGUGAAUCCAUGAGACAAGCAUGUAAGAUUCAAUCUGCACGAAUGCGUGAAAAAUUCGAGGAAACUAAAAAGUUUCGCGCAGAAACAAACGAAAUCUUCCUCGAUUUAAUCGAGAGACGCAUCCAAGAACAUGGAUUGAAUAAUCUUUGUCGCGGUGCCUCGUCCAAGAAAGCGGUGGUGAAACGUUUGCAGAAAGCUGUUGGUCAUUAA